This is a messenger RNA of Zingiber officinale, 846 nucleotides long. Its product is annotated as protein HEADING DATE 3A-like. The transcript has 4 exons. The record is from RefSeq and is a predicted model, not a curated record. NCBI's taxonomy places the organism in Eukaryota, Viridiplantae, Streptophyta, Magnoliopsida, Zingiberales, Zingiberaceae. The coding region runs from base 90 to 593 and encodes 167 amino acids.
UUUAGUUCUAGUGCAAGUUUUAUGAAUGUGCUUGCCUUCAGUAGAACAGUAGACGUUAUAAUCUAUUCCCGGUGAAGGUGCUGAUCACGAUGGGCGAAGUUGUACGAGAUGUAUUGGAGCCGUUUACGACGUCCGUCCCACUUAGGAUCCGAUACAACGCUAGACAAGUAGUAAAUGGUGCAGAGUUUAGGCCAUCCAACAUUGCCAACAAGCCUAGGGUUGAGAUUGGAGGAGAUGAUCUUAGCACUUUCUACACUCUUGUGAUGGUGGAUCCUGACGCACCCAACCCUAGUAAUCCAUCAAUGAGGGAGUACUUACACUGGUUAGUCACAGACAUCCCUGGCACAACUAAUGCGAACUUUGGUCGUGAAAAUUUAUGCUACGAGGGGCCGCGACCAGCGUUAGGAAUUCAUAGGAUGGUGUUUGUGCUGUUCCAACAGCUGGGAAGGCAGACAGUGUUUGCGUUGCCGGAGGUGCGACAAAACUUCAACACAAGAAGCUUCAUGACUGAAAACUACCUAGUUCCAGUCGCUAUCUCAUACUUCAAUUGCCAGAGGGAGACUGGAUCCGGCGGUAGAAGAUUUGCCUCUUAAUUAUAUAUUAUAUAUAUUAGUGCAUCGUAUCAUAUAUGCAUGCUGAUCAGCAUAUGAUACGAUGUUAGUUGCAAGGUUAUUAUAUACAUGCAUCCCUGCAUAUCGUAUCAUAUAUAUAUAUAUAUGCAUACUGAUCAGCAUAUAUAUGAGGAAGAGAAGGCAAGCUAGCUACUAUGUUGCAAGCUUCUUAUUAUCUAUCGCGUUUCUGUAAUUGAAAUGAGCAGAAAAAUAUAUAUACCGUGCUGUUAUAUUA